AUGCAAAAAACUCCUAGUCUUAAUUCAUUUACUAAUCUAAGUAAUACGAAUCAAUCUGAAUUAUUAAUUUAAUGUUACAUUAAUAAGAUCAUUAGACAAAACCAAUAAAUCAACUCUUCAUCUAAUUUAGAAGACUAAUAUGAUUAAUGCUAAAAUACCAAUCAAAUCCAAUUAUUUGAAGAAUAUAUGCAGAAUCUAAAUAAAAUCAUCUCAAAUCCACCCAAUUCACAAUAUCUAAGCAAAUACUAUGUUCAUUCUAUUGAAAACGACACUAUUAAAUUAAUUAGUGAAACCUCAACAGAAACUCUUAUGGAUUUUAUUAAAAUGAGACAUUAAAAUAAUGCUCCUAUAAAUGAAGAAGAAAUUAUAGAUUUGGCAUAUGCUAUUCUUAAUGGAUUAUAAUAUAUUAAUAUUCUUUAUUUAAGUCCCUCUUAUAUUAUCAAAAAAUGCAAGAUCAUCAAUUAUAUCGAAUAAAUGAUAAAUCAAAAUCAACGAACAUUUUUGGAAUAAGAAGAUAAAUUAUAUUUAGCACCAGAACUACAAAAAUAGAUAAACUUUGAAUUAAAUGAUUGUGAUGAUUUUAAUAAACAUCAUAGUUAAAAAAUUAAUGCACCUAAAGCUUGUGUUUAUUCAUUAGGAAUCAUUCUAUUAUAAUGUAUUAAUUUUUAAUGUAUAAAUGAAAAUGUUGAUUAUGAUUAAAUUUUAUGCAAUUCUAAAUAUAGUUGGUCUUUGAGAGAUCUGAUUAAACAAAUGAUAAAUUAAGAUGAAGAUCAAAGAAGUUCAAUACAAGACUUACUACAAAAUCCUUUAUUUUAUAACAAAAAACAAUAAAUUGAUAUACAGCCUAAAUAGUAAAAUCAAAUUUCUUUAGCUGUUUUCUUUUAAUUCGUAAAAAACAAAUUUAUCAACUUAGAUUGGGCUGAUCAAUUUUUUUCAUUAGAAGAAAUAAUUUAAAUCAGUGAUCUUAAGGAAGGUACUUUUUCUAUUGGUGAAUUGAAAUCUGUCAUUAAUAGUUAAAUAACAUAAAUCAUUCAAAAUUGUCCAAAUAAUUGCUCUUUAGAAGAAUUGAUAGCUACUUUUAUUAAAAUUGGCAAUCCUAUCCAAUAAGAAGAGAAUCAAGUCGUCUAAUAAAAAAAACAACAAUUUUUAUUCAAAAAAUGGUUUAAAAAAUAAGAGUAGAAAAAUGAAGAUACAUAAGAAUAAGUAUUUUUACCUUAAGAACCAAUAGAGAUGGCAUAAAUACUUUUAUUAAAAUUAAUUUCAUAAGCAUCUGAAAAAGCUUUUUAAACAUUUAUUUAUAAAGUGAUUCAUAAUAUGGGAGGUGUAGACUUAAUUUGGUAAAAUAUCAGAAAGAGAAUAUGGCCAAGAGCAUUAGGAUUUGAAUCAUUAGAAGCACAUAGAUAAAUAGUAUAAUUGACACUUGAAUUAUGUUAAUAUUUGAAUGAAUAAAAAGAAAAAGAUUUAAUUUAAUUAGACAAAGAUUUGAAUCGAUAAAGAUUCAAUAAGAGAACUUAAGAUGCUAUAAGAAUUACAAUACGAGGAUUUAUUAAUCAAUCUAUUUCUAAUUGUUAUAUAUAGGGGAUGGAAUCUAUUUCAUAUGUUCUCUUAUAAGCAUUUAAUUAUGAUACUGAACUUAGUUCAAUAUGUUUGAAUGAAUUAUACAAAAAAAGAAUUGUUAAUUUACCAUAAGAAGAGAACUCAGAAGGAAUAAAUGAAUAUUUUGGAUAGAAAAUUUAAGAAAAGAUUUUACUUUAUAAUUGGACUCUUAGAUAUUUUGAUCCAGGAUUAAGCAAUUAUUUAAAGGAAGCUGAUUUUAGAUGUGAAACUCAUAUUGUUCCAUGGUUUAGUACUUUCUAUGCUAGAGAAUUCGAAAUGGAGAAUGUGAUGAAAAUAUAUGAUUAUAUCUUAAUUUCUGAUGAAUCAUUCGAAAUUAUAUUAGCAUCUCAAAUUAUGUUAGAACUUAAAUCAACAUUCGAAAUUAAAGAUAGUGAAGGAAUGCUUAAUUGCUUAAAAAAUUUAUAAAAUAAUAUUCAAUUAGAUGUUUGUUUACAAAAUUCUCUUAAAUUAUCAACUUAAUUACAUAAAACAUUUUUUAUUCUCACUCAUUAAGAUGAACAUAUUUGUAAUUAAAUGAAAGAAGAAAAUGAAUAUUUAUAAGAAAGACCAUGGGAACAUCCAUAAACAUUUAAAUAAUUGCAAGAAUAAUAAACAUUUUCUAUUUCAAUUCAUGAUUUUUAAUAAUUAUUAAGAGAAUAAAAAUAAUCCCUCAAUGUUGUGUCGUUAGAUAUGAGAACUGCUAAAGAAUAUGAAUAGGCAUGUAUUUCAGGUUCUUUAUAUGCCUUUUAUGAUAAAAAGAAAAUCAAUAAUAUUCAGCUUUUAAAUUACUUAGAAUUAAGGGGAUUAAUUGAAGAAUAAAGCAUUUAUUAUAUAGUAGUAAUUUGUGAUUCAGAGAAACAAAAUGUUAAAGAAAUUAUGGAUUAUUUACUCAAAUAAUAAAUUAAAAGACUUGUUUUAUUAAAGGGAGGAAUAUAGGCUGUUUUAUUAGAUGGAUAAGAUAUACUUAAGUUUAAUUAGAAAGCAGUAUUGCCUCCAUGGAUAAAAUUAUAAAUUGAUGAAUUAAAGAAGAAAAAAAAUAUUUAAUGA
Paramecium sonneborni is the source of this 2643-nucleotide messenger RNA. The record is from the annotation of a GenBank genome assembly. NCBI's taxonomy places the organism in Eukaryota, Ciliophora, Oligohymenophorea, Peniculida, Parameciidae.